Pistacia vera is the source of this 1342-nucleotide messenger RNA. Its product is annotated as biotin carboxylase 1, chloroplastic-like. The transcript has 9 exons. Gene Ontology annotation, molecular function: metal ion binding; ATP binding. The record is from RefSeq and is a predicted model, not a curated record. Lineage: Eukaryota; Viridiplantae; Streptophyta; Magnoliopsida; Sapindales; Anacardiaceae. The coding region runs from base 104 to 1342 and encodes 412 amino acids.
UCUCCACCCACUUCUUCACCACAUUUCUUUCUUUCACUUCCAAACUUCUCUCUUUUUCUCUCUACAUUGCAUUUCAACUCCUCUCAUUUCAGCUUCGCUCAAAAUGGACGCCUCAAUGACCAUGUCGAAAUCCCUCUCAACUCCUCCUGGAUUAUUCUUUGGGAGAAGUAGUGGAAUAAGGAGUUCUCAAUGUAGCUUUAUGGUGGGGAGUAGUAGGAUUAAUUUUCCUAGGCAAAUAGCUCAGGCGGGUAAAGUUAAAGUUAGCAGGAAUUCAAAAAGACACGCUGGAGCUCCUAGUGUUGAGAGCCGUGGUGGCGAGAAAAUUCUUAUAGCUAAUAGAGGAGAAAUUGCUGUUCGAGUUAUUCGGACUGCUCAUGAAAUGGGAAUACCUUGUGUUGCUGUUUACUCUACCAUUGACAAGGAUGCACUUCAUGUCAAGUUGGCUGAUGAAUCGGUUUGUAUAGGCGAAGCACCAAGUAGUCAAUCGUAUUUGUUGAUUCCAAAUGUUCUAUCUGCUGCUAUCAGUCGAGGCUGCACAAUGCUUCAUCCUGGAUAUGGAUUUCUUGCUGAGAAUGCAGUAUUUGUUGAAAUGUGCAGAGAGCAUGGAAUCAAUUUUAUUGGGCCAAAUCCCGACAGUAUCCGCAUUAUGGGUGACAAAUCAACUGCCAGGGAGACAAUGAAGAAUGCAGGUGUUCCUACUGUACCGGGGAGUGCUGGAUUGUUACAGAGCACAGAGGAAGCGAUCAAGCUUGCCCAUGAGAUUGGAUUCCCUGUGAUGAUCAAGGCAACAGCAGGUGGUGGAGGGCGUGGAAUGCGUCUUGCUAAAGAACCUGAUGAAUUUGUGAAGUUGCUUCAGCAAGCUAAGAGUGAGGCUGCUGCUGCAUUUGGAAAUGAUGGAGUUUAUUUGGAAAAGUACAUCCAAAAUCCAAGGCAUAUUGAGUUCCAGGGAUUAUUCUUUGGGAGAAGUAGUGGAAUAAGGAGUUCUCAAUGUAGCUUUAUGGUGGGGAGUAGUAGGAUUAAUUUUCCUAGGCAAAUAGCUCAGGCGGGUAAAGUUAAGUUAGCAGGAAUUCAAAAAGACACGCUGGAGCUUAGUGUUGAGUGCCGUGGUGGCGAAAAUUCUUAUAGCUAUAGAGGAGAAAUUGCUUUCGAGUUAUUCGGACUGCUCAUGAAAUGGGAAUACCUUUGUGUUGCUGUUACUCUACCAUUGACAAGGAUGCACUUCAGUCAUUGGCUGAUGAAUCGGUAUUUGUUGAUUCCAAAUGUUCUAUCUGCUGCUAUCAGUCGAGGCUGCACAAUGCUUCACCUGGAUAUGGAUUUCUUGCUGAGAAUGCAGUAUUGUUGA